AUGAUCUUCUUGAAUACGUUGCACCAAAUCCUCGUAAACUUUGAGGGAGCUCGUGCAGAAGCUGUCCAUAGCCUCGAGCACGUGCUGCAGGCUCGACUGGAGGCUCCCGCCUUUGGUGGUCUGGCUUUGGUAAACAGUCGAACUUCUUUUGUGGAGUGCCUGAAUCUCCUUGUGAAUCCUCUGCUCCUCUUUCUCAAGGCUCUUGAUUUCCAGGUCCCAAAGCUGGAGCACGUUGGAUGCCAGGUCACGCAUGGAAUCGAGCACUUGUUUUUCCGAGACUCGUUCGAGAGACUGCCACCACUGAUUGCAGAUGAUGAAUAUCGGGGGUGCCCCGAUUCGGCUGGGGGAGAAGGGGACGAUUCCAUCGGGGGUUUCUUCCGGGAUGUAGAGCAGGCAUUUCAUGAGCCAGCUGUGUAG
Messenger RNA from Striga asiatica, 417 nucleotides. Lineage: Eukaryota; Viridiplantae; Streptophyta; Magnoliopsida; Lamiales; Orobanchaceae. The record is from the annotation of a GenBank genome assembly.